Messenger RNA from Oncorhynchus tshawytscha (Chinook salmon), 1849 nucleotides. RefSeq names its product synaptogyrin-1. The coding region runs from base 393 to 971 and encodes 192 amino acids. Gene Ontology annotation, cellular component: neuromuscular junction; synaptic vesicle membrane. Lineage: Eukaryota; Metazoa; Chordata; Actinopteri; Salmoniformes; Salmonidae. The transcript has 4 exons. The record is from RefSeq and is a predicted model, not a curated record.
GAGCUUGCUGUGAUGUCGAGAGUGAGUGCGCGUCAAAAACUUGACUGUGCCGUAUGCGCGCACUCGCUACUCACAAGAAUGCGUCUCUGCUCGGCUUCUUUCUCUCAACCCUUUAGAUGAGAAAGGGAACCUAGAAGGGGAACAGGCUGUUGAGGGAAAUAAAUUAGCUUCAAAACCACAGAAAGCAGCCACGUUCGGAAGGUUUUGGAUUGGCAAAAGGGCAGAGCAGAGACUAGGAUCAAUUAAAACCGAGUCAAUCCCGUUACAACGGGCUGCGUUGUAAUAAUACCAAGGUCAGUACACUGAACGAGCGCACAAACCCACGUAAUUUAACGUCUUAGACUGGGUACUGAAUUCCGAGACGGGGAAAUCACCACCAGCCGCAGCUGAAGAUGGAGGGGGUGAUGCAAGGGAUGCAAGCAUACGGUGCGGGGAAGGCUGGAGGAGCUUUCGACCCAUUGACGUUCUUUCAACAGCCUCAAACGAUCCUUCGGCUUGUGUGCUGGCUCUUCUCCAUCGUGAUCUUUGGCUGUAUAGCCAACGAGGGCUAUGUGAACCGGCCUGACGAGAUUGAGGAGUUCUGCAUCUUCAACAGGAACCAGAAUGCCUGUAACUAUGCAGUGGGGAUGGGAACCCUGGCUUUCCUAAGCUGUGCUGCCUUUCUGGUCCUGGAUGUCUACUUCCCCCAGAUCAGCAGCGUCAAGGACCGCAAGAAGGCUGUGCUUGCUGACAUUGGAGUGUCUGCAUUCUGGUCAUUUGUCUGGUUUGUGGGGUUCUGUUUCCUGGCCAACCAGUGGCAGGUUGCCAAGGAGGAGGACAACCCUCUAAGGGAGGGUGCGGACGCAGCCCGAGCCGCCAUUACCUUCGCCUUUUUCUCCAUCUUCACCUGGGGUGCUCUGACACUGCUGUCCCUGGAGAGGAUAAAGAGAGUGUCGUUCGAAGAAGAGUACAACAAACUGUUCAUUCCGUAGCCCACACCACCACUAGCCUAAUGAUAGAUAUCCUGACCCUCACAUUAUUUCGCUCACACCAACUUCCCGUCCAGGCUGUCUGAAUGAUGUCCUCCUUAGAUGGCCAAACAUAUUGAAGGAGUACCUUGUAUUUGUUUACUAUGAUUGGCUAGUGUUUACAGCUAGGAUCUGCUUUCUAGAUUCAGAUUGCCCUUCCAAAGUGCCUUGAUAUCAAACCAUUGCCAAAAAUGAGUGUCUUUGUGGGGUUAAAACGGUGGUAUUCUACUGUUGACAUAUCAGGUUCUCCAUUGCCUGGCAUAGUAAUCCACCAUUUUAGCUAUGUUCACCUUUGCUGGUUGUCUCAAUUCAUUUUUAUGUAAAGUGUUAUUUUGAUAAAAUAAUUUGAUUCCGUGGUACCAUUCAAUUUAGAUUGAUCCCAACCAUGCAAAGUGGCCCUACAGAAAAUGUUCAAUCAGGAAAUUAUUAGAAAGUGAUAAAAAUGUACAGAGUUCAUACCAAUUUGAUCCCAAACCUUGUUAGAUUGUAUCUUAGAUAUGUAGUAAUUCUUCACAUUUUAUUUCAAUGCCAAAACUACAAAUCUGUGAAGGAAAAGCUAUGAGCUCUUUUCUCCUCCUCUCCCUAAUCUAGCCUUAUGCUUCCCCAUACACACAUGCCACAGCUGUAGCUAACUACUACAGCUUAAUGACAUGCGUUUAGUGUUACCAGGUCCAGCUGGCUGCAACCACUAUGUGAAUCUGUCUGUUAUUUUGUAUUAUGAGUUUUCUUUUCGUUUGGAUAUUUUUGCUUUGUAUAUGACACUGGGAUGAUUUGUGAAUGUUUAUUAUUCAUGAUAAAUUGUUACUGUUGGAUUAAAAAGAAAUAAAUCAGACGUUUUCUGA